Messenger RNA from Stegastes partitus (bicolor damselfish), 1065 nucleotides. It is a transcript of the gene fkbp16, whose product is annotated as FKBP prolyl isomerase 16. The record is from RefSeq and is a predicted model, not a curated record. Lineage: Eukaryota; Metazoa; Chordata; Actinopteri; Pomacentridae. The annotation marks the transcript as partial. Gene Ontology annotation, cellular component: membrane; endomembrane system; cytosol. Gene Ontology annotation, biological process: protein folding; negative regulation of apoptotic process. The transcript has 6 exons. Gene Ontology annotation, molecular function: protein folding chaperone; peptidyl-prolyl cis-trans isomerase activity.
GGUUCUGGAGAGCCCAUACCGAUGCUCCUGUCUCAGCGCUGCCAUUUCUACAACUGAAGCCUAUUGGCGACAUUCUGCCGGAGACGUCACCGGGGAGACGACGUGUGGGCGGGGCCAGCCGGAGCACGCACGCCUGGCACAGUGAAAUGGAGACAGAGCCAUGUUGUGAGGAGCAUAAGGACCCUGCAGUGGAGCCUGCAGAACCUGAGGUAAAAGAGGCCGAUUCUGAGCUCGCUGACGGGGACCGUCUCAAUGAGCUGUCCCGUGGGCCUGCAGAGGAAGGUGAGGAGCUGUUUGGGAACCAGCGGGCUGAAAUGGAGAGCGGGGCAGGGACGAGUGAAAACACUGAGAUAAAAAGCUCCUCUGAUCCUGAGAAACCGAGUGAAGGGACAGAAUGCAAGGAGCGGAGGAAACUGAGAAAAACAAACAGCUGGAAGAUGGUACGCUUCCAAGACCCAUCGGAGGACGACGAUGCCGGGGAGAGGGACAGCUCAGCGGAGAGUCUCUUUCCAGAUUACGCAAUGGAGGAGUGGACCUCUGCAACCUUUGAGGAGCUGUUCAUGGCAGAAGAUUGGAAGGACAUCACAGAGGACCGGCUGUUGAGGAAGAAGGUGUUGGAGCGUGGGACCCUGCAGGCCCCGCAUCCCACCUGGGGCCAGGAGGUGGCUGUGAAGAUGCAGUGCGUCCUGGAGGACCGCACGGUGGUGGAGAAGGACUGCAAGCUCGUCUUUGUUAUCGGAGAGGGAGAUGUAAACCAGGCCCUGGAGGAGUGUGUCAUGUCCAUGCAGAAGGGCGAGAUCACAUUACUGCUGGCAGAUUCACAGUACGCCUAUGGACUUCUGGGAAGAGAGCCCGAUAUUCCAGCCUGGGCUCCUUUACUCUACCAGCUGCAGCUGCUGGACAUCAGAGAGAAACCAGACCCGCUAACUCUGCCCAUCGCAGACCGCAUUCGCAUCGGCAACCAGAAACGAGAGCGAGGAAACUUCCAUUUCCAGAGGGAGGAAUACAGUAUGGCUGCCAGAGCCUAUUGUAUAGCUCUGGAUGUGCUAAUCACACGCAGCAGAG